UGACAUGAAACAGCCUAAGAUUUCGCAUUUAAUCAGCAGUAAGUUGUAACUUCAUUCAUUUGCUUAAGCUGUGAUGUUUCACUUGAACAGGAGCUGAAAGCAAUAUCUCAUAUUGUUCAUAUCAUUGUUGAAGAUAACUUAAGAGAAGAACUGUUGCUUGUUCAGAGAGAAACUUAUAGUGUUACAGCUGCUUACACUUGCAGUGAAUCAUUCAUUAUCAGAGAAUAUUUAUAUCUGUCUCUGUUGCUAUGAAGUGAAGAUGAUUCAAGUUUCUUGCUAUCUCUAUCUCUAUCUAUAGACUAUACAAGAUAUGUGUGAAUGUUGAACUAGAUUUUAUCUGUCUGUUUAUCUGUUGCCUCGGCCUGUGAUGGAAAAAAAAAACCUAUUCCUUCGAUGAUCAGUGGGAACGCCGCGUGCAUUCUUCAUGGGUGGUCAAUUUGGUCAAUGACCUGGUGACUCUGCAGAAAAAGAACAGAAACCACCAUCAGAUCCCCCUGUGACAAAUGCUUCAGCAGGAAACUACCUCAGAGGACAUGUAUCCAACAAACAAACCCCUUCCCCUCACCACAACUCACUACUGGCCAUGAGAUGAAACAUCCAAACGUGGUGGGAGCCUGAAGGCACUGUAAUAACAUAACACCCCAUCAAUCAGCUUUCACUCUCAGGCUCUUGGAUGACUUCAUGUAGCAGCGGAGACAUGUCUUUCGCCCUCCUUAUUAUUAAUAACAUGACUGUUUCGAAAACUGUGCCGCCGCCAUUCAUCCGUAUCGUCACUCUCAAUUUUGACGUGCAGGAGAUUUCCCAUGGCCGUGCUGGGAUAGGCAGGGUGGUGUGGAUCGUAGAUCUGCCACCGUGGAAAAUCCGUUUUGAUCGGGUGUCAGUGCGAUGGACGUGGUUCGAGGUGGUUCGAGACGAUAGGGCCAAGCGACGACAGCUCCUACGACGGUGGACAGCGGAAGGGUUUGCGAUAGAUACCUGCGACAUUUUAUCUUUUGCAAAACUUGUAACAUGUACAUGUGGAAGUCACCCUAGCAUGCAUGCACAGGAAGACCAGAGCGCGCCUUGUCUUUGAUCUGGAGAGAAUUGAUGCCAGGUCUGCUGCUGGAUAUUCUGUUUGAAGUUCUGGUCCUGGCACGGAAUUCUCAGCAUGGCCUCUUGGUUUCUAAUUGUGCCGCAUUGUAAUGCUUGAGGGAGAGGAUUGAUGUGCGCAGUAUUGCGUAUAUAGUAUGAAGAUAUCGAUGAACCGGUUGGGCGGAAACCCAGGAUUGAAAUGAGGGUGGUGCGCUGGGCCGAAACAAAUGCUUAUCUCUCUUUUAACUUAUUUAGCUCCAAGUGUACAUUUAUUCCCAGA
Messenger RNA from Blastomyces dermatitidis ER-3, 1351 nucleotides. RefSeq lists its product as uncharacterized. The record is from RefSeq and is a predicted model, not a curated record. The coding region runs from base 674 to 1072 and encodes 132 amino acids. Lineage: Eukaryota; Fungi; Ascomycota; Eurotiomycetes; Onygenales; Ajellomycetaceae. The transcript has a single exon.